AAGUAAAUAAAAAGUGCCACGGGUUAACCAUGAGCAUGCAGAAUGAGGACAGGCUUUAUGCCAAGCCCCAGCAGACAGCAGCAGGAGAAGCACAAGUGCCCCGGACACCCCAGCAGCACAUGGCUGAGAUACUGCGAGAGCUCAAACAGACUCGGCUGCAGAAAAUAUGGAUUCCCCAUCAAUGUGAGAGGCUCCAGCAGAGGAGAGGAUCCUCCAUACCUCAGUUCACCAAUUCUCCUACCAUGAUCAUCAUGGUGGGACUUCCUGCUCGCGGAAAGACUUACAUCUCCAAGAAACUCACCCGCUACCUCAACUGGAUUGGGAUCCCAACAAAAGUAUUUAACGUGGGGCAGUAUCGGCGAGAGGUUGUGCAGACCUACAAGAGCUAUGAGUUUUUCCACCCGGAUAACCAGGAAGCAAUGAAGAUACGGAAACAUUGUGCGCUCAGUGCGCUGAGGGACGUCGACAAAUAUCUAACUCAAGAAGAGGGUCAGGUGGCGGUGUUUGAUGCAACAAAUACCACGAGGGAGCGGCGGUCCCUGAUCCUUCAGUUUGCCAAGGAGCGACCCUUCAAGGCAUUUUUUAUUGAAUCGAUUUGUGACGACCCAGAUAUAAUCGCUGAAAAUAUCAUGGAAGUGAAGCUUUCCAGCCCAGAUUACAAGGACUGCGACAGAGAGAAAGUGGUGGAGGAUUUCCUAAAAAGAAUUGGCUGCUAUAACAUGAAUUAUCAGCCUCUGCAUGAUGACUUCGAUAGCUCCUUGUCCUACAUCAAAAUCUUUAAUGUUGGGCGUCGGUACCUGGUAAACAGGGUUCAAGAUCACAUACAGAGCCGUGCAGUGUACUACCUAAUGAGUAUCCACGUCGCCCCCCGUUCCAUCUAUCUUUGCCGGCAUGGAGAGAGCAAGCUUAACCUUUUGGGGCGGAUCGGUGGUGAUUCGGGGCUGUCCACACAUGGCAAACAGUUUGCUCACGCCCUGGGCAACUUUGUGAAGUCACCGCAAAUUACGGACCUCAAGGUGUGGACAAGUCAUAUGAAACGCACCAUCCAGACUGCAGAAGCUCUAGGGGUUCCCUACGAGCAGUGGAAGGCUCUGAAUGAGAUUGAUGCUGGGGUGUGUGAGGAAAUGACGUAUGAGGAGAUACAAGAGAACUUCCCGGAGGAGUUUGCCCUGAGAGACCAGGACAAGUAUCGGUACAGAUACCCCAAAGGAGAGUCCUAUGAGGACCUUGUACAGAGGUUGGAACCAGUCAUAAUGGAGCUGGAGCGGCAGGAGAAUGUGCUGGUCAUCUGUCAUCAAGCGGUCAUGCGUUGCCUGCUGGCCUACUUCCUGGAUAAGAGCGCAGAGGAACUUCCAUACCUGAAAUGCCCCCUCCAUACAGUGCUGAAACUGACCCCUGUGGCGUAUGGUUGUAAAGUAGAAUCCAUUUAUCUGAAUAUAGAGGCAGUGAACACUCACCGGGUAAAGCCAUCUAAUGUAGAGGUUUCCCGUGAGCCAGAUGAAGCUUUGGACACUGUACCUGAACAUUUUUAAUGGAAGGGUUUAUCUUUAUAUUUUUAAUUCAUUUUCCAAUUGAGCCAAUCAGAAUGUAUUUAACUUGGAGGGGGUCUUGCCAUUGGGUUGAUGAUGAGAGAGGCCAAAUUGACUGCAGUAAGGAUGCACAAAGGAGGGAGUAGCCAGUGGGGUUCAUUAUUUUAUUUUUUAGCCGGUAAACAAGAAACUUUUGGCCACUGGAUGUUAUAAUCCAUUUAUGCAGAGACCCAGUAACACACUCAGGGCUAGCUUAGUGAUUUGUCUCUAUAUUCAAUACUUGGGUCUGGUUAUUUUAUUCAUGUUUAGUGACUUUUUUUUAAAAUAUAAUUUUAUAAACUCUGGUAUCUGGAGGACAGUCAGAUGAUGGUGUCCCUGUGGUACAUUUAGUCCCCUCCUUUUUAGGAGGGUACAGGGUGCAAAUGAUCCAUCACUAGAGCAGGAGUUGUGUUGCUAGAAUAUGAAUAGUUGGGCCCAAUGGAAUCACAGCAGCACAAAGGACAGAUUGCAAAGAAAUAGUAUUUUAUUAAAACAUAAAACAAAAACUUUCCUACAAGACCAUAGUCUGAGCAAGCUGUGAUAAGUCUGUGCUUAAGAAAGCAAUAGCAACCAUUUAAGCUGAGUUACACUACUCAUUUGUUCGACGGCCAUAGCCGAGCUCUGGUAGGUGAACAGUAGUGAAGAAACAGCUGCUCAUUGCCUGUCUGGUCUAUAGCAACAGAUAAGUAUGGAUGGGUUUGACGGCUUUUUGAGAUGUUCAAUUUCAUGUGAGUUAUGACUGAGGAGGACCGCUAGUACCAAAAUGCAGAACAUAGUCCAAACAUCCUGGAGAUGUAUUGCCACUUUAAAUAAACAUCCCAUGAAAAGAUGGUCA
This is a messenger RNA of Xenopus laevis (African clawed frog), 2403 nucleotides long. It is a transcript of the gene pfkfb1.S, whose product is annotated as 6-phosphofructo-2-kinase/fructose-2,6-biphosphatase 1 S homeolog. Gene Ontology annotation, molecular function: fructose-2,6-bisphosphate 2-phosphatase activity; catalytic activity; ATP binding. Gene Ontology annotation, cellular component: 6-phosphofructo-2-kinase/fructose-2,6-biphosphatase complex; cytosol. The record is from RefSeq and is marked provisional. Lineage: Eukaryota; Metazoa; Chordata; Amphibia; Anura; Pipidae. Gene Ontology annotation, biological process: fructose 2,6-bisphosphate metabolic process.